ACUCCUGACCGCAGGUGAUCCAGCUGUCUCGGCCUCCCAAAGUGCUGUGAUUACAAGCAUGAGCCACCUUGCCAGCCUGGUGGUUGACUUUAUAAAUAACUGCAUGGGCAGAUGGCUUCAAACCUGUUUGCUCAUCCAUGAAAUGGGGGUCCCACUAAGAAAACCAUGUGAAAAUUCUUGGAGGGAGACCAGAGCUGGGGGCAUGCGGCGGGACCCUUCCUCCCUACCCACCCCCCAACCAGCCCGUGAGCCUGGAACCUCCACACCCCUUUCAGAGGCAGCUGGAGGAUCAGCAGCCUCCCCCGGACUGAACACACACAAAGAGCCCAGGGGCACCUGGCCACUCCCCGCCCAGGGGAAGGAAGAAAAAGUUAGAAAGAAGUUACUAAGUUACUGGUAACUGCUAGUCUUUGGGGGUGGGGUUUCCAACCCUUCCUCCCCAUCCACCAGUGGGGCUGGAGGGCAAAGGACUCCUACAAGGAGGGGAAGCAGGGUAGCCCCCCAAUUCCCUGGCGGUGUGUACAGGGGGGUGUGAGGCACAUCUUUGGGUGUCCCCCCACCUGUGUCCCUCUGGCCCCCAGCACAGCCAGAGGCCAUGCAGGCCCUUGGGAGGUGCAUUAAUGGGGCACCAAGCCCCCCUGUGACAAUAGGGAACCUCCCACAGCCUGCUCCUCCCUCUUCACACCCACUUGGAAGUAAAAGGAGGGUCGGCCAGCCCAGACUCCCAGGCUCCGGAGAGGGGAAGGAAGGGGCAGCAGAGAGGGACAGAAGGCGGGAGCGUGGGCCAGGCAGGGUUUCUUGUCGCUGUGUCUCCCAGCUAUGGGGACCUUUGACCUGUGGACAGAUUACCUGGGUUUGGCAGGCCUGGUUAGGGCUCUGAGUGGGAAAGAGGGGCCUGAGACUAGGCUGAACCCCCAGCCAGAGCCAGAGGAGCCAGUGCCAGAGCCGGUGCCAACACCAGGACCCCAGGAGGAGAAGCACUGCCUGGAGCCCUCGCCAGCUCCCGAACGCCUGUGUUCUUUCUGCAAACACAACGGGGAGUCCCGGGCCAUCUACCUGUCCCACGUGCUGAAGGACGAGGCUGGCAGGGUGCUGUGUCCCAUCCUGCGGGACUACGUGUGCCCCCAGUGUGGCGCCACGCGUGAGCGCGCCCACACCCGACGCUUCUGCCCGCUCACCGGCCAGGGCUACACCUCCGUCUACAGCCACACAACCCGAAACUCGGCGGGCAAGAAGCUGGUCCGGCCUGACAAGGCGAAGACACAGGACUCAGGCCACCGCCGAGGAGGAGGAGCAGGUUUCAGAGGUGCCGGGAAGUCUGAGCCUUCGCCCUCCUCCGGCUCUCCUUCCAUGUCCACCUAGGAGGCCGGUGCGGGGAGGCCGCCUACACCGGGGGAAGGGCACCUGGCCUCUGCUGAAUUUCCAGGAAGAUCACCUUAGGAGGACCGUCCCUACUCCCAGACCCUUCCCCCAGUUUGGGCUUGAUCCCUGGGACGCAGGUGCUGUCUGGGGUUGGCGAAGGAACAGCUGAAAUCGCCCCGCCCUUUCUGCCAUGGUGUGUUCUGCCCACAGCUGCCAUCUCCUGGACGCUGGGCAGCCAGUCAGCACUCAAUAAAUGCUUAUUUAUG
Messenger RNA from Sapajus apella (tufted capuchin), 1628 nucleotides. It is a transcript of the gene NANOS3, whose product is annotated as nanos C2HC-type zinc finger 3. The coding region runs from base 820 to 1362 and encodes 180 amino acids. Gene Ontology annotation, biological process: oogenesis; negative regulation of translation. Gene Ontology annotation, molecular function: zinc ion binding; mRNA binding. Gene Ontology annotation, cellular component: perinuclear region of cytoplasm. NCBI's taxonomy places the organism in Eukaryota, Metazoa, Chordata, Mammalia, Primates, Cebidae. The transcript has 2 exons. The record is from RefSeq and is a predicted model, not a curated record.